GGUCAGUCCCUGGGAAGUCUCUGAAUCGAAAAGGAAAUCGAGGGGACUGAAUGCGGAUUCAAGAGGCAUGAAAAAUUUUUCAUUGUGACUCUUCCCUCUGAAAGUAUUCUCACGUCAAUCACAAUUCCAUAUCCGUCAAUAUCGUGGGGUUCCGGGUGGAAUAACUGGCGUGCCACAGUCCUCUGGAUUUUGCAACUAGAAAAUUGUUGAGCCACGUCAGUUGGAGUCAGUCCAUUCCCUCCAGUUGCUCGACUUUUAUUUUUCAACCGACAAACCAGGCACGCCUGUUUUCUCGCUUUACUUAUAAAAUUUCGAAGUGGUACGAUACCUCCUAUGUGUAACAUAGGAAACAUGUACGGAGGCGUGGGGCCUUUUCGUAUCGGUCUGGAUCAGGAAGUUGAGGCGAAUACAUUGUAGAAACGACGGUGAAUAUGGAGGUGGCUUUCAUGGCAGGAUUGACGAGACGAAAUGCAGCACCAGCAACAGAAUGGGGUGGUACCGGGGGGAGGGAGUCAUGAUGAUUUCUCGGAUGAUGACACAACGCCGCUGACGCAGGAUUAUGGGGGAAGUCAGCGAACUGUAGUAGAAACAAAAGGAUGGGACGUCUUCAGAGACCCGCCUCCAAAGAUAGACUCUGGCUCCAUGGCGAAUCAAAAGUGCCUGGAUGCCACAGUCCAAAUAACAAAAGUAGUAGUCUACCUCGUUGUGUUCGUCAUAGUCCUCGGUUGUGGUGUUCUUGCGAAAGGGACAGUUCUCUUCAUGACCUCGCAGCUUCGUCCAGGUCGAGUAAUGGUUCACUGUAAUCGUCAACUGGGUAGGGAUCGUCAAUUCGUGGUGAGCCUCCCGGAGGAGGAGAGAAUCGGCUGGAUGUGGUGCAUAAUAAUAGCCUUCGCAGUACCCGAGAUCGGGACAUUCAUCAGAAGCUGCAGGAUGUGUACAUUCAAGUCCUGCAAGAAGCCCCUGUCCUCGCACUUCUUGCUUGUCUUCAUGAUGGAGACAUUUCAUGUUCUGGGACUGGCCCUGAUGUUCUUCUCAGUUCUCCCGGAUCUCGACGUCGUCAAGGGUGCCAUGUUGACCAACUGCGUGUCCUUUGUACCAGGUCUUCUUGGGCUGCUCUCCAGGAACAAAAGCAAAGACGAAUCCAAGCGAUUUGUUCUGGUUCUGGUAGAUCUGGCGGCAUUGGCAGCACAAGCCAGUGGAUUCGUUGUUUGGCCACUGCUGGACAGCUCCAGACACAGUCUCUGGCUUAUUCCGGCCUCGUUGGUACUCGUGUCCUGCGGAUGGUGGGAGAACUAUGUCUCCAUGCAGAGUCCCAUUGGGCUUGUUAGGACUCUCAGCAGAGUGAAAAAGGAUCUCCGAUUGACGAGAUACUUCACCUACUUGUUUGUCUCCCUCUGGAAAAUAAUCGCCUUCUUCAUAAGUUCAUUAAUCAUCCUGCAUGCAAAAGGCGAAACUGUUGGACAUCUGUUCACAAUGUUCGGUAGUGCUUUUGGAGAGCACAAGAUCACGGUAACUGCUGUGCGUCAGAAUGGCUUCGGGGCAAUUCCGGAUAUUUCGGAGUUUCUGCCAAAUGGAGAGACCGAAACUGUUGAUGCCGAUCUCAACUCAGCGAUUUAUGUACUGCUCAUUCAGAUUUUUGCGUCAUAUAUUGCUUACAUAUUCGGUAAAUUCGCGUGUAAAAUUCUAAUCCAGGGCUUCAGUUACGCUUUCCCAGUCAGUCUAACGAUCCCCGUCCUGAUCUCCCUCCUUAUCGCGGCAUGUGGUCUCCGCAACAACGAUCCCUGUUUCUUCCACGGAACAAUUCCCGACUACCUCUUCUACGACGCCCCUCCUCCCUACUUUCUCAAUGACUUUGUCUCAAAACAAUACGCCUGGGUCUGGCUCCUCUGGCUCCUCUCCCAGACCUGGUUCACCAUUCACAUAUGGACCCCAAAAUGCGAGCGUCUGGCCGCAACGGAGAAGCUCUUCGUGGUCCCCAUGUACGAUUCUCUACUGAUCGAUCAAUCUCUCGGUCUCAAUCGCAAACGGGAUGAUCAGCCUGAAGUCAAAGUUGAGGAUCUUGCCGAAAUCGAGAGGGAGAAAGGUGACGGUGAUUACGAGACCAUUUACGAGCAAACUGACGGCUCAACAACACCACCGUCUGCGGUCAAGAAUAGCGAUCAUGUAACACGUAUUUAUGCAUGCGCCACAAUGUGGCACGAGAACAAGGAGGAGAUGAUUGAAUUCUUGAAGAGUAUUCUACGGCUCGAUGCGGAUCACAGCGCAAGACGUAAUGCUCAGAAGUUCUUCAAACUCAUUGACCCCGAUUACUACGAAUUCGAGACACAUAUAUUCUUUGACGAUGCUUUUGAACUCGCUGAUGAUGAUGAGAAUGAAGUACAGGUCAAUCGUUUCGUUAAACUACUGGUGGCAACCCUGGACGAGGCGGCGUCCGAUGUUCAUCACACGAGGACUCAUGUGAAAGCGCCGAAGAAGAUACCCACACCUUAUGGUGGCCGAUUGAUCUGGACUCUGCCGGGUAAAUCGAAGAUGAUUGCUCACCUCAAGGAUAAGAACAAGAUUCGUCACAGGAAACGAUGGAGCCAGGUUAUGUACAUGUAUUACUUGCUGGGUCACAGAUUGAUGGAGUUGCCUAUCAGUGUUGACAGGAAAGAAAUUAUCGCUGAGAACACUUAUCUCCUAACCCUGGAUGGUGACAUUGAUUUUCAACCAGCAGCUGUGAAGCUACUUGUGGAUCUGAUGAAGAAGAAUAAGAAUCUGGGAGCUGCUUGUGGUAGAAUUCAUCCUGUUGGAUCAGGUCCCAUGGUUUGGUAUCAGAUGUUUGAGUACGCCAUUGGUCAUUGGCUGCAAAAGGCCACGGAGCACAUGAUUGGAUGUGUACUCUGUAGUCCUGGUUGCUUCUCCCUCUUCAGAGGAAAGGCCCUCAUGGAUGACAAUGUCAUGAAGAAGUACACAACCAAAUCCGAGGAUGCCAGGCAUUACGUCCAGUACGAUCAGGGUGAGGAUCGAUGGCUAUGUACUCUGCUGCUUCAGAGAGGUUAUAGAGUUGAGUAUUCAGCCGCCAGUGAUGCCUAUACUCAUGCCCCCGAGGGAUUCAAUGAAUUCUAUAAUCAACGGAGACGAUGGGUGCCUUCGACCAUGGCCAAUAUCAUGGAUUUGCUGAUGGAUUCCAAGAGAACGAUAAAGAUCAACGAUAACAUCUCGAUGCCUUACAUAUCCUAUCAGAUUCUAUUGAUGGGAGGUACCAUUCUUGGACCCGGAACUAUAUUCCUCAUGUUGGUGGGUGCCUUCGUGGCUGCCUUCAAGAUCGACAAUUGGACGAGUUUCUACUACAAUAUCUUCCCGAUUUUACUAUUCAUGGUGGUGUGCUUCACCUGUAAAUCCAGCGUGCAGCUUUUGUGUGCCCAAAUAUUAUCAACGUUGUAUGCCAUGAUCAUGAUGGCAGUCAUAGUGGGUACAGCUCUCCAGCUAGGCGAGGAUGGAAUUGGCUCGCCCUCCGCGAUAUUCCUGAUGUCCUUGUCGAGUUCAUUUUUCAUAGCGGCUUGUCUACAUCCUCAAGAAUUUUGGUGUGUCGUACCCGGAAUAAUCUACCUGCUCUCUAUCCCAUCGAUGUAUCUGCUUCUCAUCCUGUAUUCAAUCAUAAAUCUCAAUGUUGUCACCUGGGGAACGAGGGAGGUCCAAGUGAAAAAGACGAAGAAGGUAUUUUUCGCUGCAGUCCUCAGCGUUAUCUACGCACUGGUAAUGGUAGCUGUAAUAAUAGCAAUAUCUAUAAACGUUAUCGAUGAUGGAUUGUUGUCACCCUCGAGUUUAUUCAUCCUUCUGGUGACGGCCCAAAUAGCAAUAGCUGGAUUACUACAUCCGAAAGAAAUCGGUUGCCUUGUGCAUGGAAUAAUUUACUACAUAACGGUACCCUCGAUGUACGCUGUAUUAAUUAUAUACUCUCUCGUAAAUUUGAAUAACAUUACGUGGGGCACGCGGGAAGUAACAGUGAAAAAAACAAAGGCGGAAUUGGAGCAAGAAAAGAAGGAGGCAGAGGAAGCCAAGAAGAAGGCCAAGACCAAGUCUCUACUUGGAUUUCUGCAGAAUGGAUCGGGGAAUAAUGCGGAUGACCAGGGCUCCAUUGAGAUUUCCCUAGCUGGAUUGUUCAAGUGCAUGCUGUGUACUCACGGCAAACCGUCCGAGGAGAAACAACAAUUGGUGGCCAUUGCCGAGUCACUCGAACAAUUGGGAAAACGAUUGGAGACUAUUGAAAGAGCGGUUGAUCCUCACGCUCACAGCGCCGUUCGCCGUCGAGGUUCAUCAGCAGGGUCACGGGGAGGUGAUCACCUUGGACCGAUCAAUGAAGCCUCUCAGGAGGGCCACGAAGAUAACAGCGAUUCCGAGGAAUCUAGUGUCCAAGAGGACAUCAGACGCGAUGACAAUCUCUCCCGACCUUAUUGGCUGACGGACGCCGGUCUCAAAAAGGGAGAGGUCGACGUCCUCUCCAUGCAAGAGGAGUCCUUCUGGAAGGAUCUACUCGCGCAGUAUCUGUACCCCAUCGAUGAAGACAAAGCAGAGAAGGCAAGAAUAGCUAACGAUCUGAAGGACCUACGCGACAAAAGUGUUUUUGCGUUCUUUAUGCUGAAUGCCCUCUUCGUCGUGAUAGUCUUCCUGCUACAGUUGAACAAAGACCUUCUGCACGUUAAAUGGCCCUUUGGUAUCAGGACGAACAUCUCUUAUGACGAGAGUACCCAAGAGGUACAUGUCUCCAAGGAGUAUCUCCAGCUGGAGCCCAUUGGUCUUGUCUUCGUGUUCUUCUUCGCUCUUAUUUUGGUUAUUCAGUUCACUGCUAUGUUGUUCCAUAGAUUCGGAACAUUUGCACAUAUUUUAUCGAGCACUGUGCUCGUGUGUUGCAACAAAAAGAAAGAUCCGUCAGGGGGAGAACUGGGGACAGAGCAGGCUGUGGAGUUCGCGAGGGAUCUCCAGAGGCUGGAUGGAAUGGAAGAAGAUUACGACGAAGGCAGUGGAAGUGGCCCAGGUCGUAGGAAAACAAUUAGGAACUUGGAGAAGAGCAGGAGGAAGACUCAGGCGAUCAAUACCCUGGACGUUGCUUUCAGGCAGAGGUUCUUCAGCAUGACUGAGGGAAAUGGUCUCCCGAGGAACAUGUCAACUCGUCGUUCGACGAAGGCCUUCAAGGCCUUCGAGAGUCGUCGAAACAGCAUCAUAGCCCUGAGGAAAAAAUCCCAAAUGGAGACCCUGGGGGCAAACAACAUCUACGGAGUCGCGGGGAAUCCCCUGGGGAUCCAGCCAAGACCCACAAGAAGCAGUCAGAUAUCCGUUAAAGAUGUAUUCGCCGAUGUUGGUCAGGUGAAUGGGGGCUACGAGGGCGAUAACAGUCCUGGUAACAGUGUCAGACUCCAGCCCAUGGGUGGCAAUGUCGGCUGGAGUGUCAAUUCCAACUCCAAGAUGUGACCAAUUUCACAUUCUUUUGAAUAGGCUAAAGACUUUACGAGCAGUGUGACUAGGAAUUAUUGUUUCAAUACUACCUUGUGUACGGUGACGUGUUCUCUACGUUUCGUAUGUGAUACCGAGUUAUUAAAUUGUAAUUACUGAUGAUUAAUUAAUGGAUUAAUUGAUGAAUGAAUCGAUGUGACGUUGCGUGCCUGAUAUUUUAAUAAAUAUUGAUUAUCAGUUCA
Messenger RNA from Diachasmimorpha longicaudata, 5675 nucleotides. It is a transcript of the gene kkv, whose product is annotated as chitin synthase chs-2. Gene Ontology annotation, cellular component: cell periphery; cell septum. Bases 469 to 5451 code for a protein of 1660 amino acids. The transcript is spliced from 13 exons. NCBI's taxonomy places the organism in Eukaryota, Metazoa, Arthropoda, Insecta, Hymenoptera, Braconidae. Gene Ontology annotation, molecular function: chitin synthase activity. The record is from RefSeq and is a predicted model, not a curated record.